Messenger RNA from Cadophora gregata, 1092 nucleotides. RefSeq lists its product as uncharacterized. Gene Ontology annotation, molecular function: hydrolase activity, acting on carbon-nitrogen (but not peptide) bonds. Lineage: Eukaryota; Fungi; Ascomycota; Leotiomycetes; Helotiales; Ploettnerulaceae. The transcript has 4 exons. The record is from RefSeq and is a predicted model, not a curated record. The coding region runs from base 1 to 1092 and encodes 363 amino acids. Gene Ontology annotation, biological process: carbohydrate metabolic process.
AUGUCUACCCCAUAUGAUCUUCCCGAGGAUGCUUCAGCCAUCAAGCCAUUCGAAUGGAAUGAGCGUUAUGAUUUCCCUCGAGAUCUGGUAGGAUACGGGGAAAACUCGUUCAACCCCGAAUGGCCAAAUGGUGCAAAGAUUGCUGUGUCUUUUGUUAUCAAUUACGAAGAGGGUGCCGAGCACACGGUACUCAAUGGUGAUCUUCAUUCUGAGACUCACUUAUGGGAAGCAUCUGGUGGUAGUCCGAAGAUUCAAGAACGGGCUGUAAACAUUGAGUCCGAAUAUGACUAUGGAUCCAGAUCUGGUGUUUGGCGUCUAUUUCGUCUAUUCAACAAGUAUAAUUACAAAUAUACUUUUUACGCUGUCGGAAAGGCUAUCGAAGAUAACCCAGCUGUUGGCUUUUCGUCUGUGAAGAACGGGCACGAUGUUGCUUCCCACGCGUAUCGAUGGAUUGACUACACCAACAUGUCUGUCGAGCAAGAAAAGGCAUAUAUCAAGAAAGAAAUCGAGGCAAUUGCUAAGAUAUGUGGGGAGCCACCGAAGGGUUGGUACUAUGGGCGACUGUCAAGCAGAUCUCAUGCACUGGUCUGGGAAGUCUAUAAGGAGAUGGGCAUUCCGCUACUAUGGGAAGCCGAUAGCUAUGCCGACGACCUGCCAUAUUGGGUUGACGUGCCUGCCGAAAAAGACGAAGAGAAACCAGAAGGCAUGCUUAUGAUUCCAUACUCGUACGACUGCAACGACUACAAGUUCAACGUCCCUACCGGCUUUGGCUCCCCAUCCCACUUCUACGACCACGUAAAGAACGCUUUCGACACUCUGUACGAAGAAGGAGACGAGGGAUCUCCGAAGAUGAUGACGAUUGCGCUACACUGCCGCUGUAUCGGCAAGCCUGGACGGUUCAUGGCACUGAAGAGGAUCGUGGAAUAUAUUGCAAGCAAGGAAAAUGUCUGGGUCGCAACGAGGACACAGAUUGCGGAGCACUUCAGAGAAAAGUUUCCUUAUGAGAAGGGUUCUUUGGCACCAGGAGUGAAGAGAGUUGCUGCACCGAACAUGAUCGACGCAUGGCCGGCUCAUAAAGAACCACCAGUAUAG